AUGCCGCUCUACUCCGUUACUGUGAAAUGGGGAAAGGAGAAAUUUGAAGGUGUAGAACUGAAUACUGAUGAACCUCCAAUGGUGUUCAAGGCUCAGCUUUUUGCACUGACUGGAGUCCAGCCGGCCAGACAGAAAGUUAUGGUGAAAGGAGGAACACUGAAGGACGAUGAUUGGGGGAACAUCAAAAUGAAAAAUGGAAUGACUGUACUAAUGAUGGGGUCAGCAGAUGCUCUUCCUGAGGAACCCUCAGCUAAAACUGUCUUUGUAGAAGACAUGACAGAAGAACAGUUAGCAUCUGCUAUGGAAUUACCAUGUGGAUUGACAAACCUUGGUAAUACUUGUUACAUGAAUGCUACAGUUCAGUGUAUUCGUUCUGUGCCUGAACUCAAAGAUGCCCUUAAAAGGUAUGCAGGCGCCUUGAGAGCUUCAGGAGAAAUGGCGUCAGCACAGUAUAUUACUGCAGCCCUUAGAGAUUUAUUUGAUUCCAUGGAUAAAACUUCUUCUAGUAUUCCACCGAUUAUUUUACUGCAGUUUUUGCACAUGGCUUUUCCACAGUUUGCAGAGAAGGGCGAACAAGGACAGUAUCUUCAGCAGGAUGCUAAUGAGUGUUGGGUACAAAUGAUGCGAGUAUUACAGCAGAAAUUGGAAGCUAUAGAAGAUGAUACUGUUAAAGAGACAGAUUCUUCAUCUGCAUCAGCAGUGACACCUUCUAAAAAGAAAAGUUUAAUUGAUCAGUUCUUUGGAGUUGAAUUUGAGACAACCAUGAAAUGUACAGAAUCUGAAGAAGAAGAAGUCACUAAAGGAAAGGAAAGUCAGCUUCAGCUUAGCUGUUUCAUCAAUCAAGAAGUCAAGUAUCUUUUUACAGGACUUAAGUUGCGACUUCAGGAAGAAAUCACCAAACAGUCUCCAACAUUGCAAAGAAAUGCUUUGUACAUCAAAUCGUCCAAGAUCAGCCGGUUACCUGCUUACUUAACUAUUCAGAUGGUUCGAUUUUUUUACAAAGAGAAGGAAUCUGUGAAUGCUAAAGUUCUUAAGGAUGUGAAAUUUCCUCUUAUGUUGGAUGUAUAUGAACUAUGUACACCAGAACUUCAAGAGAAAAUGGUCUCUUUUCGAUCAAAAUUCAAGGAUCUAGAGGAUAAAAAAGUAAAUCAGCAGCCAAAGACAGGUGACAAAAACAGUAGUCCUCAAAAAGAAGUUAAGUAUGAACCCUUUUCUUUUGCUGAUGACAUUGGCUCCAAUAAUUGCGGAUACUAUGAUUUACAAGCAGUGCUAACACAUCAGGGAAGGUCUAGCUCUUCAGGCCAUUAUGUAUCAUGGGUGAAAAGGAAACAAGAUGAGUGGAUCAAGUUCGAUGACGAUAAGGUCAGCAUCGUGACACCAGAGGACAUCCUACGACUCUCUGGCGGUGGCGACUGGCACAUAGCUUAUGUCCUCCUCUAUGGGCCUCGCAGAGUGGAAAUCAUGGAAGAGGAAAGUGAACAGUAA
Messenger RNA from Rangifer tarandus platyrhynchus (Svalbard reindeer), 1485 nucleotides. NCBI's taxonomy places the organism in Eukaryota, Metazoa, Chordata, Mammalia, Artiodactyla, Cervidae. The record is from the annotation of a GenBank genome assembly.